AUGCAUCCAGCGGUUCUUUCUCCCCAGUCCACAACGAUGGUUCCAUACCCUGUGUUUCAGUCUCCUGUUAGUCUGAGGCAUCUUGAUUACCAUCCCCUGAUGUUCCCGUUUCACCAACAGCUAGCUGUGCACGCUCAGACGGGAGCUUUUCAGUACAGUCUAGCAGGUUUACCAUUCCAAACUUCCCCUCAGAUGUUUGACGAUAACGGAUCAAGAUCAUCUAAAACAAAUUUCCCUCCAGGAAAUACUGGCUCCAGUUUUACUAUAGACGCUAUAUUGAACACUAAGCGCAACAGAUCCAACAGUAUUUCACCAGAAAGUUCUCCGGUGUCCAGAAAAGUUAGUACUUCCCACAAACGCCAUGAGCGCUUGAAGCACUUCUCCAUGCCUUACUGUCGAAGUCCUCCAAGACCUGAGAUAUCGGAUUCACCCCGUCCCGGCGGAGAUCUCGCCACAUCAGAUCCAAGCGAGAAGAAGUCUGGCUGUGGUGAAUGGAGAGGGGUUAGAGCUAAGAGAAUCCGGACAAUCUUCACCCCAGAGCAACUAGAACGCCUGGAGACCGAGUUGAGAGACAACAGUACAUGGUACUAUUUGGCCACGGAGCUUAACCUUACCGAAGCCCAAGUUAAAGUCUGGUUUCAGAAUCGCCGUAUAAAAUGGCGAAAGCAGACGUUGGAGAAACAGCAAGCACAGUUGGCGGCGUCUGACAUCUACCACAGUGUCCAGUCAGAAAGCGAUGCAGAAAGUAUCGAAGACGUUAGUGCAAAUAGAGACAAUGAUCGGGAAUCUCCUGAUGUACAGAAGGACUAA
This is a messenger RNA of Liolophura sinensis, 810 nucleotides long. Its product is annotated as homeobox protein not2-like. The record is from RefSeq and is a predicted model, not a curated record. Gene Ontology annotation, molecular function: DNA-binding transcription factor activity, RNA polymerase II-specific; RNA polymerase II cis-regulatory region sequence-specific DNA binding. The transcript has 3 exons. The coding region runs from base 1 to 810 and encodes 269 amino acids. Lineage: Eukaryota; Metazoa; Mollusca; Polyplacophora; Chitonida; Chitonidae. Gene Ontology annotation, cellular component: nucleus. Gene Ontology annotation, biological process: central nervous system development; neuron differentiation; regulation of transcription by RNA polymerase II.